Messenger RNA from Synchiropus splendidus (mandarinfish), 3256 nucleotides. It is a transcript of the gene pdp2, whose product is annotated as putative pyruvate dehydrogenase phosphatase isoenzyme 2. NCBI's taxonomy places the organism in Eukaryota, Metazoa, Chordata, Actinopteri, Syngnathiformes, Callionymidae. The record is from RefSeq and is a predicted model, not a curated record. Gene Ontology annotation, biological process: protein dephosphorylation. Bases 333 to 1913 code for a protein of 526 amino acids. The transcript is spliced from 11 exons. Gene Ontology annotation, molecular function: cation binding; protein serine/threonine phosphatase activity.
CUGCGACAACCAAAACAGAUGAAUGGUAUCAAAGCAAUGACAUGACAAGACUGGACUUAUGCAUGCUGUAAAAUGGAGUGAAUGGUUAUAAGAGCCUGCUUCUGUGAAUCAGGACACGCCAUCUGGAGCUUCACACACUCGAGCAGUAGACUGAGGAACUUCUACUGAAUUGAAACUACAUGUGUACGUCUGACGUCACACGUUCUGUGGCUGGCUGGGGUGCACUUGCUGUGACUCCACGAUCAGUCGACAUCGACCCAUUCUCGAGCGGACCAAGUACAGACUGUGAUCACAAAGAUUGAGCUUUACAACACGCCAGCGUUCAUCUAGAAAUGUCCCGGCGUGUGUACGCCAGCAUCCUCCACCGAGCUGCCUGCUACACCAUCACCACCACUUCUCAGCUACAGAAUUCCUAUUUAACUUCCAAGUACCCUCUGAGACCAGUGCAGCAUUGCUGUGCUUCAUUCUGGAGCACCUCUGGGUCACGCAAGUCUGGAGCUGAGAGUUCAAGACGUCGACUCUCAACUCACCAGGAUUUUGACUAUCAACUCAAUGAAGUUCAGGUCAACAACAUUUUGCGCUCUAAUGAACAGUCUGUUAGUCUGCCAGAGUUUGACGGACGUGGACUCAGCGCUGUGAAAAAAUUGGAGAGCAACCAGUUGGCUGCCAACACUCCAAGUGAAGAUCGCCGAAGUGCCGCAACAUGUUUGCAGACCAAGGGGAUGCUUCUUGGAGUGUUUGAUGGUCACGGCGGCUGGGCCUGUGCGCAGGCGGUCAGUGAGCGGCUAUUGUACUACGUUGCAGUUGCAAUGAUGCCGCGACAGACCCUGGAGUUGCUGGAGAAAUGCCGGGAGAACGACCGACCACUGCCUCCAGUCUUGCAGUGGUACAAACAUCAUACAGACUUCAACUAUCGGGAAUCGGCCUCGCUCUACUUUGAUCACCUCAGAGUUUUCUGGCAGGAGUUACUGGACUGUGAAGACCAUGUGGAAGGAAUGAGCCCCUCUGAAGCCUUGACCUGUGCUUUCAAGCGACUUGAUACUGAUAUCUCCUUGGAGGCCCAAGCUCCACUACCGAAUGACCUCAUGAGAAGCACAGCAAUACAGGUUGCAUUUGCUGGCUGCACUGCGUGUGUGGCUCACAUCGGCACUGAGGGGAUCCAUGUGGCGAAUGCUGGCGACUGCCGUGCAGUGUUGGGGGUGCAGGAGGCAGACGGGUCGUGGAGUGCUCUGCCCCUUUCGCAGGAUCAUAACGCACAGAACCCGGCAGAAGUUGAGCGGAUCAGAGAGCAGCAUCCUCCUUUAGAGAGGGACUCAGUGCUCGUUGACGAUAGACUGCUCGGGGUUUUGAUGCCGCUGCGAGCAUUUGGUGACGUCCGAUUUAAGUGGAGUCACGAACUGCAGCAGAGUGUGUUGAACAAACUGGAAACAGGAGUUGACCUGGACUCCCUCAACCUCUACCACUACACUCCACCCAACUACCUGACACCGCCGUACCUGGACGUGGCGCCGGAGGUCACAUAUCACAAACUGAGGCCGCAGGAUCGGUUCUUGAUAGUUGGCACUGACGGGCUGUGGGAUGAACUGAGCAGCGAGGAAGCUGUUCGGCUUGUCGGGGAGCAUCUGAGUGGUAUUCACCUGCAGAUGCCUGUUUCUCAAGCUGAUCGGCAGCUGAACUUGGGUCAGAUGCAUGAACUGCUGCUGAAGCGUCAAGCCAGAGCGUCGCCGGCUCUGGACGCCAACGCUGCGACGCAUCUCAUCCGACAUGCACUUGGUACUGGAGAUUACGGAGACCUGUGUCAGGAGAGGCUGGCCACCAUGCUGGCUCUGCCCGAAGACCUGGCUCGCAUGUACAGGGAUGACAUCACAGCCACGGUGGUGCACCUGAACUCUGACCUGGCACGACACCGCUAACUAUUUUAACUUUUAAAAUGAGAACCUUUUAUAGUGCUGUUGGUUCAUCACAUGGAUCUGUUCACUUCGUGAGGCUGUUGUCGAUCAUUGUUGUUUGUUUCCUUUCCACUGAGAACUGAAACUCUAUCGUUUUUGAGGAAUCCAGAAGCACAUUUGGUUUUUUUUUUACAAAUAGCACAUCUGUUUUUGUAGUAUUCUGCUGCACCUACUUUGCAAAAGUGGGCAUUAAAAGGAAGUUGGCAAGAUGUUUUGGUUACUUGACGAAGGUUUGCAGCUAAUAAGUCUGGGAUUUGCCCAGCGGCGCGACCAGUUUACUGCUGCUCUUUCAAUUCCGUACCUUGUCUCUGAUCUGACCUCUCAAGAGUCUCAAAUCAUAUUCAGAACAUGCUCUCUUUCAGAUGAUUCCCAUAGCGGUGCGGCAUAGAGAGAGAGGCUGGAGGUGUCUCUACUUAAAAGUUCUGUCAUAUUCCUGUACUAGUUCCUGAUUCAGCCCAGCAAUAUGAAACUACUCACCCAAAUGGAGGGGUUAUGACUAGCCAUGACAGCCUUAUAAAGGAAGGUCAAGGAAUCCUCCCCUCCAACUGAGGUUUCUUUACGAGUUCAGUUUCUAACAAAAUUUAAAGUUCACACUUAAGACUUCAAGUAAUUCUACUACUGUGCAAUCGUCUUGUAUCUCGACUUGUCUUUCCCUUAAACUGUCUUUUCCGUAAUUCCACAGAUUAUCCAGGGUUAAUGAGUGAAAUGCAUAUGAUCCUAAGAAAAGGUUGUUUACAUAGAUAUUUGUAAUUUGCACUGUUGCCUACACGUCCCUGUGUAUUUGUGCAAUAUGUUCAAUCAGUCGCUGGAAGAGUUGUUGGACUCCUGUGAAGUGAUCCCGUUUCAUGUGAAUCUGUGUUGUUAUAGACAUUGUUAAGGUCUGUUGACAUUUUCAAAAUAAAUUCUUUAACAUGAGUGCUCGAAAAUGUUUAGUGAACAAGUGUAAUAACAGUAAAGAUGGGAGCUAUGAGGAAGUGUGUCCAUGUGGUAGACAGAUGCAAGCAGCAGACUUCACCUGAGAACCUGGAGGUCAGCAGUUAACAUAGUGCUUCUUGACAGUGUGUUCUUGCAGGAGACUUCUGAUGAGGAAUAACUGGUUUUUGAAGUUUCCCCUUUUCACUCUUGCAGGUGUAUCAUGCACUACAGCUUCAGUUCAAUGGGCUCUUUAACUGUAACCAACUCCCUUUGCUGUCAACAGUUUUGCUUAGCUUGGAUUGUAUCUGCUGGAAUCAGAGGUACAUUUCUCUUUGUUUAACCGAUUGCAAUUUCUACGGCAAAUAUCCACCCGUCCACUUUCUGUGAUCCUG